GUUGCUAGGAAACACAUGAUGCGCAGGAUUGUUUUGCUAAAGGAGCACGUUGACAAUUCAGCCUUGUGUCACACACGUCAAUGUAGAAAUCAUGUCCUGUGCCGUUUUACUGGAUAACAACGCUAAACCAAAAUCCAUGAGCCGAGCAAAGCAGUGGACAGGAGAGAUUGAGGACCUGUACAGAUUUCAGCAAGCUGGAUACAGAGAUGAGCUGGAGUACCGACAAAUCAAACAAGUCGAGAUUGACCGUUGGCCGGACACUGGGUUUGUGAAGAAGCUUCAGCGUCGAGAUAACACAUUCUACUACUACAACAGAAAACGAGAGUGUGAAGAUCGAGAGGUCCAUAAAGUGAAGGUGUAUGCGUACUGACAGCUCCUUGACCCAGCCAACACUUUUCAUUUUUUAGUUUUGAAAUACUGUCUUUAAAAAAAUGCAUAAUCACAGUGUAUUCUUAAUGUAAG
Sinocyclocheilus anshuiensis is the source of this 462-nucleotide messenger RNA. RefSeq names its product meiosis expressed gene 1 protein homolog. The coding region runs from base 92 to 370 and encodes 92 amino acids. NCBI's taxonomy places the organism in Eukaryota, Metazoa, Chordata, Actinopteri, Cypriniformes, Cyprinidae. Gene Ontology annotation, cellular component: nucleus. The transcript has 3 exons. The record is from RefSeq and is a predicted model, not a curated record.